AUGACGUCCAACACUUACUCGGUGGCACGGGUCUACGCAGACGCAAACAAGCAGAAGCCGCAAGAAUACUGGGACUACGAGGCCCACACCAUCGAGUGGGGCAGUAUCCGCAACUACGAAAUCGUCAGCAAAAUCGGGCGCGGCAAGUACUCGGAGGUGUUCGAGGGCGUCAACGUGCGCAACGAUGAGCCCUGCGUGAUCAAGGUGUUGAAGCCCGUCAAAAUGAAGAAGAUAUUCCGCGAGGUCAAGAUCCUUAAGAACAUCACGGGGGGGCCCAACGUGAUCGCCCUUUUGGACAUCGUGCGCGACGCCAACUCGAAGAUCCCGGCGUUGAUUUUCGAGCAGGUCAAGAACGUCGACUUCCGCGUGUUGUACGCCAAGUUCUCCAUCCCGGACAUCCAGUACUACUUCACGCAGCUCCUCAUUGCCUUGGACUACUCGCACUCCAUGGGCAUCAUGCACCGCGACGUCAAGCCGCAAAACAUCAUGAUCGAUCCGCAGAGCAAGAAGUUGCGCCUCAUCGACUGGGGCUUGGCCGAGUUCUACCACGCGGGCAUGGACUACAACGUGCGCGUGGCGUCGCGCUACCACAAGGGCCCCGAGCUUUUGAUCAACCUACAACAGUACGACUACUCGCUCGACUUGUGGUCCGUGGGCUGCAUGCUCGCGGCCAUCAUCUUCAAGAAGGAGCCGUUCUUCCGCGGCGACUCCAACAACGACCAGCUCGUGCAGAUCGCCAAGGUCUUGGGCACCAAGGACUUGAUGGCCUACGUCAACAAGUACGGCAUCAAGUUGAGCGACGAGUACGACCCCAUUUUGGGCAACUAUCCGCGCAAGCCCUGGUCCGCGUUUGUGACCAAGGACAACCGCCACUUGGUGCUGGAGGAGGUGGUGGACUUGAUCGACAAGUUGUUGACCUACGACCACCAGUUGCGUCCCACGGCGAAGGAGACCCUUGCCCACCCGUUCUUCUCCAUGCAGUGA
Messenger RNA from Metschnikowia bicuspidata var. bicuspidata NRRL YB-4993, 984 nucleotides. RefSeq names its product casein kinase 2 catalytic subunit (gene CKA2). Bases 1 to 984 code for a protein of 327 amino acids. The record is from RefSeq and is a predicted model, not a curated record. Gene Ontology annotation, biological process: DNA damage response; protein phosphorylation; regulation of transcription by RNA polymerase III. Gene Ontology annotation, cellular component: protein kinase CK2 complex; nucleus; cytosol. NCBI's taxonomy places the organism in Eukaryota, Fungi, Ascomycota, Pichiomycetes, Serinales, Metschnikowiaceae. Gene Ontology annotation, molecular function: protein serine/threonine kinase activity; ATP binding. The transcript has a single exon.